Molecule: messenger RNA, 774 nt
Organism: Aspergillus glaucus CBS 516.65
Lineage: Eukaryota; Fungi; Ascomycota; Eurotiomycetes; Eurotiales; Aspergillaceae
Product: HAD family hydrolase
Exons: 1
Coding region: 1-774 (257 amino acids)
Source: RefSeq, a predicted model, not a curated record
AUGUCCAUCUCUGAAGCGGCCAAUGUUCCGCUCUUCGAGAAUAUUCCGGAUACUAGAUCAGUCCAAUCGAUCCUGCAAUCCAAAAAGUACUUCGGCUUCGAUCUAGACGACACUCUUCAUGAAUUUCGGAAAGCAUCUGCGUCCGCCUCGUCAGCCGUGUUCGAAGCAAUUCACCAACACUCCGGUAUUAGCGUCGAAACCCUGAGAACCACUUUUAGCGAGAUCCUACGGUCCAAAACAGCAUCUGCAUUCACAGAGGGCAAAACAUCAACUGAGUAUCGAAGAGAUCGAUUCUCACGUCUUCUCCAAGCCCAUGGCUCGGAAACAUCCGAUACAAUACUCGAGCGUCUCUUGGACAUCUACAAGAACAGCUUGCAGGCUGCACUGGAACUCAAACCCGGCGCCCUGUCACUCCUCCAGACCCUUAAACGGCUCGAUAAAAAGAUCAUCAUUAUAACAGAAGGGCCACAAGAUGCACAGGAAUGGACCGUACAGGAACUCGGGAUAGCGCCUUAUGUCGAUAUCCUAGUCACGACCAAUGAAGUUGGGAGGUCCAAAGUUGACGGCUUGUUUUCCAUCGUUUUGGAGAAGUACGGUAUUGAUGCUGGGGAUAUCGUUUAUGUGGGGGAUAACGAGGUGAGGGAUGUGGUGCCAGCGAGGAGUGAGGGGUUGUUGGCAGUGUUGUAUGAUGAGCGUAGGGAAACAAGGCUAGAUGGUAUUGAGUGGCUUCGUGUGAAGUCUUUGGGGGAAUUGGAGAGUAUACUGAGUGCUUGA